Messenger RNA from Tigriopus californicus, 1261 nucleotides. Its product is annotated as LDLR chaperone boca-like. Gene Ontology annotation, biological process: protein folding. The transcript has 4 exons. Lineage: Eukaryota; Metazoa; Arthropoda; Copepoda; Harpacticoida; Harpacticidae. The record is from RefSeq and is a predicted model, not a curated record. The coding region runs from base 255 to 986 and encodes 243 amino acids.
AUCAGUAAAGAAAACAGCAGCUUAAGAAAAAUAGCAACACUUGUUACUAGUGCACGGAAGUAAGAUAAGUUAUUGUUCCAAAUUAAGUUUAAAAGCCAUCUGUGCUCGACUACUGCUAAUAAGUAAUUGUUCAGAGAGGAAAGUUUCGUGUCAUUUGUCCAUUGGGUGACGUGGAUUUGACCAAAUAUAGUCGAGAAAGGAGACGCUUAAAAUUGCCAUUGGCCCUGGGACUCUCUGGUGGUUAACGUUCCAAAAUGGGUGGAAAGUGGCAUUUGAUAUGGAUUUCGGGAAUUCUGUUAGCCUUGUCUACCUACUCGGAGGCUAAGAAAUCCGAAGAAAAGCCUGAAUGGGCCAAAAAAGACGUCAGAGACUUCAAUGAUGCGGAUUUGGAACGUCUGUACGAUCAGUGGGAAGAAGAUGAUGAACCACUGCCAUUGGAUGAAUUGCCUGAACACGAUCCACGACGUCCUCAACCCUCCAUUGAUUUCUCCAAAUUGGACAUGACGAAUCCGGAGAGCAUGAUGAAAGCCACCAAGAAGGGCAAGACUCUCAUGAUGUUUGUCAAGGUCAGUGGCAAUCCAACCAGGAAAGAUACUGAGGAUAUAUCCUCGAUUUGGCAGACUGGCCUUUGGAACAACCACGUCCAAACUGAUAGGUUUCUUUUGGAAGAUGACCGGGUGAUAUUCAUGUUCAAGGAUGGUGAGAUGGCGUGGGAUGCCAAGGAUUUUCUGAUAAAUGAAGAAAGGUGCGAGGAUGUUCAACUGGAACAAAAGACAUAUUGUGGAAAACACUCGCAGACCUGCGAAAAGGAUCAAAUCGAGAAAGAAGCUAAGGAUAAAAAAGAGAAGGAAAAACGAGAAAAAAAGAAGAAGAAGGAGGAAAAAAAAAAGAAGAAAGAAGAAAAGAAGAAGACGGAAGCAAAAGACAAUAGUAAAGAUAAGGCAGAUAAAAAGAAGAAAAAGAAGAAAGAAAAGCAAGAGCUUUGAAUGCCUUCGCCAUCUUGUCACCUGUUCUCACCCUCCAGAAGUGAUAUCCUCAAGAUCAAUUUUUGCCAUGUUUUGUUUUGUUUACUUGCCUAACCUUUAGUUAGCUAACGAAAUGUGUUGUCCACGAGAAAAAUGAACCAUUGAUGUCUGUUCAAUUUGCAUGUAUGUAUGUGCGUAACAAACACCAUGAUGUGCCUUCAUAGCGCCAUUUACACACGCUACGUCUGAUUUAGGUUUUCCUACGUUCUGAUCAUGAAAUAAAAUCCGGCUUUUUA